This is a messenger RNA of Acytostelium subglobosum LB1, 189 nucleotides long. RefSeq lists its product as hypothetical. The transcript has a single exon. Lineage: Eukaryota; Evosea; Eumycetozoa; Acytosteliales; Acytosteliaceae. The record is from RefSeq and is a predicted model, not a curated record. Bases 1 to 189 code for a protein of 62 amino acids.
AUGAUGGAGCCUGAGGUUGAUGUUGAGGAGGUGGAGGUGGCGGUGUCAGCUGCAACACCUGCCUUGGCAUGGUCUGAAGCGGAUUUGGUCGAGUCGGGGUUCGAGGUCCAAGUGCUGACGGUUGAUGAUGAGGUAUUGGCAACAGAACUAUUGUAUCGUUUGAUGAUGAAGUUGACGUCGUCGAUGUGA